Penicillium angulare is the source of this 7383-nucleotide messenger RNA. Its product is annotated as type I polyketide synthase. The transcript has 4 exons. Lineage: Eukaryota; Fungi; Ascomycota; Eurotiomycetes; Eurotiales; Aspergillaceae. The record is from RefSeq and is a predicted model, not a curated record. Gene Ontology annotation, molecular function: 3-oxoacyl-[acyl-carrier-protein] synthase activity; phosphopantetheine binding; oxidoreductase activity. Bases 1 to 7383 code for a protein of 2460 amino acids. Gene Ontology annotation, biological process: fatty acid biosynthetic process; secondary metabolite biosynthetic process.
AUGGCGCCUUUCAUCGACACGAUCGACGACACGAAUUGCUUCGCCAAUCAUGGCGUUGCCAGCUCAUCGCCAUCAGACAUUGCUAUUAUCGGUGUCUCUGGACGUUUUCCAGGGGACGCUACUUCGCCACGCAAACUAUGGGACAUGGUGAUGGAUGGGAAGAACGCGAAGGAACCAGUUCCCAAGAGCCGCUUCAACGCUGAUGGCUUUUACCAUAAAGACAGUCGCCGACCUGGAACAGUGAGCGGCACUAAGUCGGGCUACUUUGUAUCACAAGAUGUCACUCAGUUCGACGCAAGCUUCUUUUCGAUUACACCGGAGGAAGCCAAAGCCAUGGAUCCGGUCCAGCGGAUUCUCUUGGAGACAGCAUACGAAGCUCUUGAGAAUGCUGGUCUCACAAUUGACCAAAUCAAUGAUGAGCCUAUGGGUUGCUACAUUGGAGGUGCACUACAUGAUUACUGGGACAUACAAGCCUUGGAUAUGGACAGUCUACCAAAAUACGCUGGAACGGGCACAGGAGGUUCCAUUUUAGCUAACCGAAUUUCAUGGUUUUUCAACCUCAAAGGUCCAAGUAUGACCAUCGAUACGGCAUGCUCGUCUUCGAUGACUGCGAUGCAUCUUGCCUGUCAGAGUAUUAGAUGUGGAGAAAGCGAUUCUUCUCUGGUCGGAGGCUUUGGCUUAAUGCUGUUGCCCAAUUUUGGUGUAUUCAUCAACCCCAUGUCUUUCCUUAGCGCCGACGAUAAGUGCCACACAUUUGACUCGGCGGCCAAUGGAUAUGCCCGCGCCGAGGGUGGUGGUUUCCUUGUGUUGAAGCGACUUGAUAAGGCUCUCCACGACGGCGACACCAUCCGCGCCGUUGUUCGCGCCUCAGGUGCUAAUCAAGACGGCCGAACUCUUGGUCUCACACAACCAUCUGCAUCCCGACAAGCAGAAUUAAUCCGCUCUACGUAUGCGUCUGCCAGUUUGCCCCUGAACGAGACAAACUACUUCGAGGCCCAUGGCACGGGUACAAAGACAGGCGACCCUGUUGAGUGUUCGGCUAUUGGUGCCGCUUUUGGGCCAACACGACAGAAUCCAUUGUAUGUGGGAUCCGUGAAAAGCAACAUUGGCCAUAUGGAGGGUAUUAGUGGAAUCUCCAGCAUGAUCAAGGCAGUUUACAGUCUCGAAACUGGCUGGAUCGCACCCACUCAUGGCUUGGAGAAUCUCAAUCCCAAGAUCAAGCUGGAAGAAUGGAAGAUUAACAUUCCUACCAAGGCGGUUCCAUGGCCCGAGGGUCUUCGCCGUGCUAGUAUCAACAGUUUUGGAUACGGCGGUGCGAACGCUCACGUAGUCUUCGAUGAUGCGUACCACUAUUUGAAGAAGCGCAACCUGAUAGCUCCCCACAACACUACUGUGGAAAUCUCCAGUCUGGAACAUACUGGAUCAAACCGGGCCAAUGGAGAAAACGGAACGAACGGAGCAAACGGCAAAUCUCAGAAUGGAGAGCUAGAAAAAGUGGAGGACUCGAUCUCGCGUCUCUUCCUUCUCUCUUCGCAUGAAGAGUCUGGCAUCCCUCGACUCAGUGAGACACUGCAGGCCUACCUCGAUGAAGCAGAUGUGGCCCGUGGGUCCGAAGAGGAGAACCGUUUUCUGCACCGCCUGGCAUAUACACUAUCCGAGAAGAGAUCAAGCCUUCCUUGGAAAUCGUAUACUGCUGCAUCGAGUAUCGAAGAGCUUCGAGAGGCUCUGGCUAGCGCGCGAACCCGCUCCGUCCGCGUGCCCAACAAGGCCAGGGCUCUUACCUUCAUAUUUACUGGCCAAGGUGCUCAAUGGUACGCAAUGGGCCGCUCCUUACAGAAAUAUCCCGUGUUCCAACAUUCUUUAAAUGAGGCAAGCGCCUGCCUGCAGCUCUUGGGCUGUAAGUGGGAUCUCAUUGAAGAACUGAACCGAAGCGCCGAGGAUUCACAGGUCGAUCUCCCGUACAUCAGCCAGUCGCUAUGCACAGCGCUGCAGAUCGCCGUUGUGGACCUUCUGGCCAGCUGGGGAAUCCGCCCAAAAGUAACAAUUGGUCACUCCAGUGGUGAGAUUGCCGCCGCUUAUGCCAAGUGUGCGUUCGAUAAGGCAGCUGCCAUGCGGAUUGUCUUUUAUCGAGGUCUUCUUGCUCGCAACAUUGGAAAGACAGGUGCCAUGGCUGCAGUUGGCCUAGGUAUGGAAGCGGCUAGGGGGUAUGUUGACCGUAUCACAGCAGGCAAAGUUGUGGUUGCUUGUAUCAACAGUCCAGCAAGCGUCACAUUGUCUGGUGACGUGGAGGGAGUUGACGAGGUCGUGCAGCUGUUGCAAGUGGACGACAUCUUUGUGAGAAAGCUCCGCGUUACGACUGCAUACCACUCUCAUCACAUGCAAAUCAUUGCCGAUGAUUACUUGGCCGCAUUGGAGGGCGCCUGGAAGAGCAACCCAGGACACGCGGAUGUCACAAUGUUUUCGUCUGUCAAAGGCAAGGCUAUCGACGCUACCGAGCUUGGAGCCUCAUACUGGGUGGCUAACCUGGUUAGCCCCGUGAACUUCUCGGGCGCCGUCACAGCUGCUGCUCAUGCAGGUCUUUUGGGAGGGAAGACAAAAAACAUGAGUGGCAUGAAGAAAGGAAGUCCAGACGCCAUCGUCGAAAUUGGACCCCACGCCGCUCUCCAGGGGCCAUUGAAGCAGAUCCUGGAUAGUGUCAGUGAGAAGCUUCCGUCACCCCCUCGUUAUCUAUCUGCCAUCAAAAGAAAGCACGACGCCAUUCAGACGACCCUGGAGGUCGUUGGCGAGCUGCUAAUCCUCGGCCAUCCUGUCGAUGUCCGUGCGGCGAAUGCAUACACAGCCUAUCUUGGAAAUGCAGCGGAUGGCGGCAAAAUAUCUGCCUUAAUCAACCUUCCACCCUAUGCUUGGAACACAUCCAACCGCUUUUGGAGCGAGUCGGCUGCUGUUGCGGCCUACAGGACUAGGAGACACCCACGUCUUGAGCUCCUCGGUGCACGAGACGAACGUUCCACAGAGACAGAACCAUCAUGGCGCAAUCUCCUCCGAAUUUCUGAGCAGCCAUGGAUCGAACACCAUCAAUUCCAGAGUAGCAACAUCUACCCUAUGGCGGGUAUGAUUGUCAUGGCCAUUGAAGCUGUGCGCCAGGUCCAGACCCGCAAUGAUAUCGCAGGCUACCAGGUGCGCGACGUCACCAUUGGACGCGCUCUGGUGGUUCCGUUCGACCAGACAGUUGAGACAAGACUUCAGCUCGCCCCGUGGCGCUCCUCAGCCAUUGCGGGCGACGAUUCCUCGUACUGGACCGAGUUCAAAGUAUCCAGUCGGAGCGAGAGCGGCACAUGGACGCCAAACUGCAGCGGCUUGAUCACCCCCGUAUAUCAUCCAAAGGGCGAUUCUGCAAGCAGAAAUGGCGUCUUCAUUGACGAAGAAGCCGUUGCCAACGCAGAGCUGAAGGAGGACUACGACGAGAUUCGCCAGCACAGUCUUGCAAAGCUGCAGCCCGCUGUCUUUUACAACACGCUUGACAAGACCGGAUUCCACUUGGGUCCCGCUUUCCAAGGAGUCAAAGAGCUACAUCUUGUCAAUGACAAGUCGCACUACACAAUGGAAGUGCUGGACACGAGAGAGUGGUAUCCUUCAAAGUGGGAGCCACCACAUCUCAUCCACCCGUCUGUUCUGGACGUUUUCGUGCAUCUUUUGACUUCAAGUGCAGGUUAUGGCAAGCAUCUGAAAGCACGACUGCCCGUGUCUACCGCAUCAAUUUACAUCUCAGCGGACUUUGAUUCGACUCCGGGAACCAAGUACCAUGGAUUUACACGCACUCAAAAGGUGGAAGGUACCAACAAAAUGGCAAGUGAUGUUUUCGCCUUCAGCAACAACGGAGGGGAUAAACCUGUCAUCGCGCUUCGUGGAUGCCAGUCUGUCGCUCUGCAUGGGUCGGGUGUAGAGUCAGACGCUUCAUCUAGUCCAGAGUAUCUUAACAGCGUUUCCCCAUCUCUUGGUGGCCAUGUUCCUAUUGUGCCCCAUCUACUUCCGGAUGUGACAAUCGCCAAUGCUGUCCAGCUCCAACAGCUGUUGCAGUAUGGUCCCGAUCUUGCCACCACACUGGGUAAAUAUGUGUCCCUGCUUGCCCACAAAUAUCCUGCUCUGGAAAUUCUUGAAUGCAAUUCUUCGGCGCAUAGUCUACUCACAAAUGCCCUUGUCUCCAACGAGGAAGUUCAGAAGGGCCUUAAGUCGGUUGUGAUUUCCGGUAUAGCACGUCCCGAAGAGCGAUCUACUUCCGGACCACUAGAUCAAUUGAUUCACCAUCACCAGCUUAAUCCUACUGAAGACCUUGUUUCCCAGGGCUUCAAGCACGAUUCUCGUGACCUUGUGGUAUUGAAUACUGCUCAGGAAUAUGAAGGCGACAACUCUGCAGUAUUAGCCAAUAUUAAGAAGCUUCUGAAACACUCGACCGGCGUUCUCGUGGUUGCAAAUGACGCUGAAAGCACACCCGCCAUUCCCGCCGAGGCUCUGGUGUCUGCGGGCUUCACCACUCCCAUCACCGUCAAGGCUUCUGACGGCUCACGUCUUACAAUAGCCCAAGCCACAGAUGACACUCCCGAGCCCAAUAGCACCAUUCAAAAUAUUCUGGUUGUCGCCCCCCAGAAUCCAUCAUAUGGACUGACGCAAGCGCUGGACCGAGUGGGAAGCGAGCUACAACACACGCAAAACUACAAUGUUGUUAAUAUCCCAUUUGGCGCCCCCAUUCCGGAGCAACUCUCUACGUACUUCGUGAUCAUUGCCUUGGAUUUGGACACCCCCAUCCUGGAAGAUCUAGAUGAGCAUUCCUUUGCCAAGCUUCGGACCUUGAUUCUCGGGACGCAGGGAACGUUGUGGUUGACCCUGGAUUCUGAGUCUAGGGCCCUCGUCAAAGGUCUUGGUCGCACGAUCCGCGGCGAGUACCCAGAAAUUCCAUUCACUACCCUCGCACUCGACUUGGCUGCGGCACUCGAUGUGGAUGUCAAUGUGACUACAACUGCUCAGCUCAUCGGAAAAAUGCACAAUAACUCAUCACAGGAGUUCACGGAUUCUGAGUAUGUUAUUCGUAACGGUCGAGUCUUGGUGGAACGUCUCGAACCGCAAGCCGAUCUCAAGGCCUUGUUGGACGCAUCCAAAUCAGGCCACGGUCUUCCCGCAGUCAAUAUGCCCUUGCAAAAGGCGCUUGAGCAGCAGGCUAGUAGUGCCCAGGCGCUGAAGUUGUUUUUCCGUGAACCAGGUCUCCUCAACUCGUUUGAGUAUCACCCCGUUUCCGGUUUAUCGAUCUCAGACCCCGUGGCAGACGGCCAGAUGGAGAUUGAGGUCCGAUCAGUCGGCUUGAGUUUCCGUGACAUCAUGGUAGCUAUGGGACAGAUGGAGGACGCCAACGUCGGCAUGGAGUGCUCGGGUAUUGUAUCAAGACUGGGCCCUGGUGUUGAAAAGUUCAGUGUCGGCGACCGCGUGUUCGGCUUGCACCCUGGCUGCUUCCAGACCCGCGUGCGCGUGGACCCGCGCACCUUUGAGCGCACCCCAGACAAUGUGAAUGACGAGGUCGCUGCCUCGAUGAUGGGCCAAUACUCGACAGCAAUCCAUUCGCUCAUCAAUGUUGGUCGUCUGCAGAGCGAUGAGUCUGUGCUGAUUCAUUCUGCAGCUGGUGGUCUUGGUCAAGCGGCCAUUAUUGUCGCUCAGUACCUCGGUACCAAGAAGAUCUUCGCCACUGUGUCCUCGGACCUGAAGAAAAGGUUUUUGAUGGAAGAGUAUGGCAUUCCGGAGCAACACAUCUUCAACAGCCGGGACCACUCGUUUGCUGAUGGCAUUAUGCGCAUAACUAACGGAAAGGGUGUGGAUGUUGUGCUCAACUCGCUCGCCAACGAAGCUCUGCGGCGUACAUGGAACUGUGUGGCACCCUUUGGCCGUUUCAUUGAGUUAGGCAAGCGUGACAUUUACGACAACACCGGCCUGGAAAUGCGACCGUUCCUGAACAACAUUACCUUCUCUGGUUUGGACAUUGCCGUCCUUAUCACGGAGUAUCCCGACCGCUGCGAGAGCAUCGGCAAACAGGUCUCGGAACUGUUGCAAAGGGGCGCAAUUAGGCCACUGAAGAACGUCCUGCAAUAUAGUUUUGCGGACGUAGAACAAGCAUUCCGACUGAUGCAAAGCGGCAACAACAUUGGAAAGAUCGUCUUGAUUCCACACCACGAGGACGUCAUUCCUGUCGUCCCCGGAGGUCUCGGUGCAUUCCAGCUGCCCCCAGAUAGUACUUAUAUUCUUGUCGGUGGUCUUGGUGGCUUGGGUAGAUCCAUUGCUAAGAUGCUCGUUGAGAAGGGCGCCAAGAACCUCGUCUUCCUGUCUCGAUCCGGCAAUGCAAGGCCUGAAGCGCGGACUCUGCUCGACGAUCUGCAGCAGCAGGGUGUUUCGGCAACGGCGGUUGCGGUCGAUGUGGCAGACAAGGCACAACUUGAGACUGCAAUUAACAAAAUAAAACAAACUUCUCCCCCGAUAAAGGGCAUGAUUCAUUGUGCCAUGGACUUGAGGGACGGUAUUUAUAACAACAUGACCGCCAAGGACUGGAAUCUGUCACUUGUCCCCAAGGUCAAAGCCACCCGUAACCUGCACGAGCUACUGCCAUCUGACCUAGAUUUCUUUGUCUGCUUGUCAUCCAUUGCUGGCAUCAUUGGUUCCCGUGGUCAGGGCAACUACAACGCUGGCAACAACUACCAGGAUGCCCUCAUGCACCAUCGUGCCUCUUCGGGUCUGGCAGCCACCAGUUUGAAUCUGAGUCUUGUUCUUGGCAUCGGCGUCUCCACGGAAAAUGACGGCGUAUUCCAGCUACUCAAGAACGGUGCUCUGUUGCCCAUGAAUGAGAUCGAUGUGCUGAACGUUGUCGCCGCCGCCGUCUCUGGACGUACCCCGACUCAAGUUGCACUCGGUGCGGCCACUGGCGGUCAGCUUGACAAGUCAUCGUCCAAUGAUCCCUACUGGUUCGCGGACUCUCGAUUUUCCAUCCUCAAUCAGUUGGAUCGACAGGCGGAUGGUGAUAACAGCGGCAACAGUGGUCAGUCAAAGGAAGAUUGGAAGAAGCUUGUAGCUGCGGCUAUCACCAAAGAGCAGGUCCACGAGCUCAUGCUCGGCCAGCUUCUCGUUGGCGUAUCCAAUAUCGUUAAGGUAGACCUGGAUGACAUUGACCCGAACAAGUCUCUUCCGGCGCUUGGUAUUGAUAGUCUCGUUGCGAUUGAGAUCAGGAACUGGCUCCGCAAGGAAUUCCAGGCUGACCUUUCUGUGUUUGAUAUUGUCAGCAACGAUCCUCUGCCCACUUUUGUGCAAAAGGUCACAGCCAAAUCUACCUUGGUCCCGCCCAAUCUCGCUUGA